UCCCUGCACAAUCCGGAACUUCUCCUUUCCGGGUUGUUGAAGUCGUUAGAUGUAUUGGCGCCGUGCGAAGCAGUUCCCCCACACCGUUACUUUAUCUGUGCGGAGGAACAACACAGUCCACAAUGAGGCUGAUCCAUUGCUGCACUGCUUUGCUGCUGCUCGUCCUCAUUCCCAGAGCCUGUCAAGGUGGCAACAUCUUGGUCUUUCCCAUUGAGGGCAGCCACUGGAUAAACAUGGAUAUCCUACUUCAAGCUUUGCACGCAAGAGGACACAAUAUAACUCUUCUGCGUUCCAGCAAAAGCUGGUACAUCAAGGAUAAAGCCUCUUAUUACAGUACUUAUACAGUUCAGGUGGAGCGGAGCUUAGAUCAGAAGUUCAUUACAGAACUCAUAUCCAAGGUCAUUAAAUUUGACAGGGGGGCUCUUCCCUUGAUGAGUUUUCUCCACAUUACUGUAGGAAUGUUGGGCACGUUUGUUGAAGCUCAUGGGGCCAUAGCUGAAUAUGUAUCAGCAAUGCUAGAUGACCAAGAGUUGAUGAGCAUCCUGAAAGACAGCAAGUUUGACCUGGUACUCACCGACCCCUGCUGGGGCGGUGGAGUCAUUUUGGCUAAAUAUUUGAACCUUCCUUUGGUUUAUAAUGUGCGGUGGCUAAUAGCUGGAGAGGGUCAUUUAGCCAUUGCUCCUUCACCUUUAUCAUACAUUCCUAUAACAGGAACUGGAUUCACGGAUAAGAUGACCUUUUUUCAAAGGGUUAAAAAUGUCAUGAUGCAUGUAAUUACCCAAACACAAAGUCAAAUGGUGAUUAAGUUAGUAUACCAGGAACUGUGUGACAAAUAUCUUGGGCCUGAUAAUGAAUUUAAUGAGUUAAUGCUUGAUGCAGACAUUUGGCUGAUGAGAGUGGACUUUGUGUUUGAGUUCCCUCGCCCCACUAUGCCUAACGUCGUCUAUAUGGGAGGGUUCCAGUGUAAACCUGCAAAACCUCUUCCUGAACACCUGGAGGAGUUCAUGCAGAGUUCUGGAGAGCAUGGAGUCAUCAUCAUGUCUCUGGGGACAUUUGUGACUGACCUUCCUGCUGACCUAACAAACUACAUCGCUGCAGCUUUUGCUAAAUUACCCCAGAAAGUUAUCUGGAGACAUAAAGGUGACAGGCCGGCCAGUGUGGGCAACAACACUUUAAUAGUAGACUGGAUGCCACAGAAUGACCUUUUAGGACAUCCCAAGAUGAAACUCUUUGUGGCUCAUGGAGGAACUAACGGAGUUCAAGAAGCUAUUUAUCACGGAGUCCCAGUUGUGGGUCUGCCCUUGUUUUUCGACCAAUACGACAACCUGCUGCGUCUUCAAGAGAGAGGAGCCGCUAAGAUUCUCUCCAUCAAAACAGUGGACCAAGACGACAACUUCCUGAGGGUCAUACAGGAAGUCCUGAAUGAGCCCUCCUACACAGUGAACAUGCAGAGACUCUCCAGGCUGCACAGAGAUCAGCCAAUAACACCGCUGGAGAACGCCCUCUUCUGGAUAGAGUUUGUCAUCAGACACAAAGGUGCAGCUCACCUGAAAGCAGCGUCCUACAGACUGCCCUGGUACUCCUACCACUCUGUUGAUGUGAUUUUGUUCCUGGCUGGAGCUGUGCUGCUCGUGCUUUUCACCACUGUCAUUUUCAUCAGGUGUUUAUAUACUACAAUGUGUAAACGUAAAGUGAAACGUGACUAAUCAUUCAAGGGAAAUACAUUUUGUAUUUUUUUCUAAAAGCAUCAAUAUCCAAACUGAUAGGGAGUGUAGUAUAAGAGAUCAAUGUAAGGUUGUAUUUGUAUGUACUGAACUGAUGUUAAGACCUUUUUUUAACCAAGACUACAAGUACUAGAAAUAAAUGUAAAUAUGAAUGUAAAUUGAGUUAUAUUUGUCCCAGUGGGAAUAUUUGUGACCUGUAUUUGACCUUUGUUCAGGGGCAAUGGCAGGACUGUCCCUAAUAUCUAAUGUCUUUAGGUAUUAUGAGAUAGCAGGGGCUCACAGUCAUAAAAAAGAGCCCACGUUUGGGGUUAAAACCUGCCUUUUAUCUAAGUUGUCAUUUCAUGUAACUAAAUGUAACUCUGUGAAAAACCAAUCACUGAAAGAGAUUUAACAGACGUUGAUUGUUUAGGUCUGAUUUAUCCUGGAAAAGAUAAAAAAUGUUUUCUUUUACACCUCCAGCCACUAGGUGGUGCAUCUUUCCCUUGACAUAACUGGUGUAGAUGUCCUUAAGAAGGUCAUUGCAAUCAGCCUCAGGUGUUGCUGCUUUGUGUGGAGUGAGAAAGCUACAGUUUUUGAAUGUGCUCCUGCCACACUUAGACACAGCUUUUUUUUUUUAAUUCCAAGUUUGUGGUUUGUACAUUUGAGAAGGAAAUAUUUGAAACUACUGGACCUGCAAAUGGUAAGCUGUGAGGAUAUAUACAAUAAAUCUGUUUGUUUAUCUUCAAAUUGGGUAUUUACUGUAGGCACAUGUCACUACCAAGUCUCACAGUAAUGUAGAUAACAACUACUGCACUCUAUUAUACCUGUUGUUGUAAAAGCAUGUUUUACUUUGUCCAAUAAACAUGUUUGCGAAGAGGUGGAGUUCACCUUAAGGGUGUGCACAGGACUGUGUGGGAACUAUGAUUAUAUAGGCGUGAUCACUGCCUGCCUUUUAUUACAAAUCCAAAGCUCAUAUUAGAGUAAUCUUAGGUCAAAGUGUUGUUUCAGAUUUCUUCAGUUCUAAUAUAAUAUCUUAUGUCAGUGUGACCGUGGUAAAGAAAACACUUUCCUGUAGAUUGCUGUGAAGCUUUGCCUCACUGCACUACAAUGAGUUCCUUAAAGAGUUAAUACUUCAGUGUAGUUAAGCUCAGCAGGACUGCUGUGAGGCAAAGGCCAGGCAGAUAUGUUACAUUAGGGGGAAAAAAAAACAGGAAGUGGUUUUAUCAGCCUCACUUGUUUGUCGACACUCCUGCUGCACAGUCCCGCCUAAACAACAUGCAGUAAGAGUCAAGUGAAGUUGAAAGGGAUUUAAUGUAAAUUUGCUAUUAAUAGACUUGUUUCUCUCAUGUUAGUGAUGUGUUAGUCACGUUUCACAUCAAUAACGUUCAGAAUCUUUCUAAAUCAGGUCCAUACUUUUGAGCAUUAUGUGCACAAGAAGACAUAUGUAAGAAAUUUAAUGUUAGAUUUUUCUGUACUACUGCUGUUUGAUAUAUAACACAUGCAGUAUAUUUAUGUGAGUUGUUAUUUUACAUUGAACUACUGGCAUUCACUGCUUGUGAGGUGUUUGUAUAAAUGUUUCUGCACGAAUGUCACACUUAAUGUGUCAUAGCAAAUGUGGUUAAGGUGUUAAACCAGUGUUCUUUUUUGGACUGCUCAAUCAGGUGGUAUUAUGUACCAUCCAAAUGACACUAUACUAUAUGUGGUGCAGAUACUGUUUAAAAUCCAUUGACAUAAAUAAAAAGAAACAAGUUUUCCACUA
Messenger RNA from Epinephelus moara (kelp grouper), 3462 nucleotides. RefSeq names its product UDP-glucuronosyltransferase 2C1-like. Lineage: Eukaryota; Metazoa; Chordata; Actinopteri; Perciformes; Serranidae. Bases 123 to 1706 code for a protein of 527 amino acids. The record is from RefSeq and is a predicted model, not a curated record. The transcript has 2 exons. Gene Ontology annotation, molecular function: UDP-glycosyltransferase activity.